Molecule: messenger RNA, 2529 nt
Organism: Neopsephotus bourkii (Bourke's parrot)
Lineage: Eukaryota; Metazoa; Chordata; Aves; Psittaciformes; Psittacidae
Gene: ICAM5
Product: intercellular adhesion molecule 5
Exons: 10
Coding region: 73-2493 (806 amino acids)
Biological process (GO): cell-cell adhesion
Cellular component (GO): membrane
Molecular function (GO): integrin binding
Source: RefSeq, a predicted model, not a curated record
CCCCUCCCUCCUCCUCCUCCUCCUCCUCCUCCUCCUCCUCCUCGCUACACCACCUCCAGCAGCCGGCACCUGAUGGGCCCCCCCGGCACGGCCGUGCUGCUGCUGCCCCCCCUCAUCCUGGCACUUGCAGGGGCCACCUGCAGCGCGUUCACAGUGGGGGCCUGGCCGCGGGUGGCCGUGGUUCCCUUUGGGGGCUCGGUGGCCAUCAACUGCAGCCGCAGCGCUUGCCCUGGGGGCAACGCCACGCUGCGGCUGGACACCCCCUUACCCGUGGCUCUGGGGGCCGGUGGGCGCCGGUGGCAAAGCUUCUGGCUCCUCAACGUGUCCCAGUGGAACCCCAGCAGUGCCACGUGCUACGGGCACUGUGGUGACACCCAAGUCAAUGCCAGCGCCGGGGUCCUUGUGUACCGGCUACCGGAGCGGGUGGUGCUGGAUCCGGUGCCAGCUUUGGCGGUGGGUGAGAGCAGGAACCUCACGUGCCAUGUGCUGGAGGUGGCUCCAGUGGGCAACUUGACAGUGACAUUGCGCCGAGGGGCUGAAACGCUGCAGACAGCGAGAUUUGGUGCUGUGAAUGGCAGCACCAGCGUGGCUGUCACCCACAUGCUAAGCGCCGGGCCCGGGGACCACGGGCAGGAUGUCACCUGCCAUGCUGAGCUGUCUCUGCGGCCACAUGGGCCCCUCUUCGCCCACGCCGCCACCCCCAUCAGGCUCUCGGUGUUCGCUCUCCCAGAGCCACCGCAGCUCCAGGCUCCAUCCCGCCUGGAGCUCGGCACCACCAGCACCGCCACCUGCCAGCUCACCGGCGCCUUCCCUGCUGGCGACGUCCGCUUCACCCUCACACUGGCUGGGCAGAGCCUGAACUUCACCACGAUGGUGGCCGGGGAUGUGCUGACCAGUGUCACCACGCUGUCACCCAGCACCGUGGGACCGCAGGAGCUGACCUGCACCGCCGCGGUGGCCACAGCUGCGCGUACUGCACAGAGGCAGCUCCACGUCUACCGCUUCCCAGCACCCAUCCUGGAGCUGAGCCCGGCGUCAGCUCCAGCGGGCAGCGAGGUGCUGGUGAGGUGCCACAUUAGUGCUGCCGAGCCCCCGGCACUGUGGCUGCAGCUCCGUGAUGCUGACAGUGGGGUCCUGGCUGAGGGGCCAUAUUCCCAGCUGGAGCUGCCACUGGUGGCCAGCCGUGAAGACAAUGGGCGGCGAUUCGGGUGCCGGGCCAGCCUGGACAUCAAUGACGCCACGGUGACAAAGGACGUGGACACCCAGCUCUCGGUGCUCUAUAUGCCCGAGCUGGCAGCGAGUGACUGUCCUGGGAACCGGACAUGGCUGCGGGGGACAUGGGAAGCUCUUUCCUGCCACGCCACUGGCAACCCUGUGCCCACUGUAGUGUGUGGCCGGGACGGCGUCACUGUCAGCACCAGGGUCCCAGAGCUGGUCACCCGCUCCCGAGCCGGCACUUACCUAUGCAAUGCCACCAACAGCUUGGGGACACAGAGCCAGCUCGUCACUGUCCGCGUGGAGUAUGAGCCCACGCUGACGGAGAGGGGCUGCCCCAUGCACCAGAUCUGGGUGGAGGGCGAGCGGCGGGAGCUGUCAUGUCGUGCCGAUGGGGACCCGCCACCCAGCAUCCACUGCGCCCGCGACGGUGGCACCAUGGGCAGGUCAGGAAUGCACCGGGUGGUUCACCGCGCCGAUGCCGGGCGCUACAUCUGCCGGGCCACCAACAAGCACGGCACCGCAGUGCGCAGCGUGGUGGUGACAGUGGAGUAUGAGCCAAGCAUGGCAGAGCUCGGAUGCCCAGCACAGAGGCUCUGGGUCGAGGGCACGCCAGCGGAGCUGGUCUGUGCAGCCACUGGCAACCCCCAGCCCCAUGUCGCCUGCACCAAGCUUGGGGACAGCCACCACCCCGUGGCAAUGAGCACCAAUGUCACCCGUGCCCACGCUGGCACCUACCAGUGCCAGGCCACCAACAGCCGCGGCUCAGCCCUGCGCAACAUCACCAUCACUGUCGAGUACAGCCCAGGCACUGUCACCCUGCGCGUCCUGCCCUCGGCCACCGUCUCCCGCGGCACCAGCUUCAGUGUGGAAUGUCGCGCCGAGGGGCUGCCCCCCCCCACCUAUGGCUGGGUGCUGCCCCCCGCUCCCAACCUCCGCUUCGGUGCCAGUAACCGCAGCGUCGCUGUCGCCGGGGCCGCCGCCGCUAACAGGGGGCUUUAUACCUGCACCGCAAGCAACCGGCACGGCUGGCAGGCCGGCAGCAUCCUGGUGCGGGUGGACGAGAGCCGGCUGGUUCUGGUGGCGUCGCUGGGCUCGGUGGGUGCCGUUACCGCGGUGGGUUUGGCGGCUGCCGGGGGUUAUUACCUCAAAUCAACGGCGUGCAAGAAGGGGGAAUACAACGUGCGGGACGCCGAGGGCUCGCUGGAAGCCGCCUGCCUGCACCGGCAGCACCGCGGCCAAGCUGAGGUAUACGGCAUCCAGCUCACACAGCCGUAACCGGGAACAUCCAUCCCCCCUAGCCUCAGCAUCCCC